AUGGCUGUAGAUCUUCGAUCUAACUUAAAGGCCAGUGGAGAAAGGUUCUACUGGGAUAGUACAUUAGUUAAAUUGAAGGAAUUUGUCUCAAAGGAGUUAAAACUCUCAAGAAGAUGGACGUCGCCGGGCGGAGAAGUAAAGUUAUUCACAGCCGAUACUGUAAGCUUGAAAUGGCACGGAAAAACCAUUAAAACUAUCACAUUGACUGGAAAUUCGACUGAGACGGACGAAUUGUCUAAGAUUCUGACAUCUAUAUGUGAAAGUUCAGUCGAAAAUCAAGUCAGCAAUACAGAGAGAUGUCAAGACCACUUCAAUAAUGACGACAACACCGAAACAAGCAUGGAUGCCACCUCAGGUAAAAGGCUGAAUACAACCGAUUUAUAUAUGCAAUGACCAAGAGUCGUUGGAGAACUCUUUUAAUAAAAGUGGCAAUACUAUUGCCGACAAAACCAACUCGGGGGAUGGCAUGCUUGAGAUUAUUGAGAAUAACAAGUUUGUUAUGACUGAUAGUUCAUGUCAGACAAAUAAUCAGACAGCGAACGAACGCUGGGGCCUUAAUCAUUCAUGUCCAUUAGAUCAAGUUACUACAGAUAUUGAGAGUCUAAAAUCUAAAAUGUCUACUCUUCAGUCGUCAGUUUUGUCUUUUGAAAAUGUACUCAAAGAUCAUGACACGAUAUUAACUUUAUAUAACAGAGCGGCGGAUUUAAACGAAAAAUAUUUAGUUGAAAUAAAUGAGAAAACAGGAUACAUCAAUUCUCUUGAACAAAAACUAAUUAAAAUCGAGGAAGAAAGAGACUCUCUGCAGCUCGCGACAAGGCUUAUUGCACAAGACAAACUUUGUCAACAUAGGGGUAAUAGUGUCGGUUGUCAGUGCCGCAAAAGCAACCCCGUACCAUGGCAAAAAAUUCCUAAUAGUAAUAAAAACGUUCAUAAAACUAACAGUGGAAGUCAACCACAAAUAACGUACAAUAGAUAUGAAUGUCUAAUUGAUGAGGACGAAAUUGCUGAAGUUGUUCAGCCGGAACAACCGGCACAAUGCCCACCAGAGCACACAAGCCAUCCUACUGGUAAUGAAUGUCUAAUUGUUGAGGGAGAAACUGAUGAAAUUGUUAAGCCGGAACAAUCAUCACAAUGCCCACCUGAGCAAACGAACCAUCCCACUGGUAAUGUUUAUCAAAAUCCUAAUCGUCCUGGAGACCAAAGUGCAAGACCGUGUGUUGUCUUAAUCGGCGAUUCUAUCAUUAAAAAUAUCAUUCCACAGAAGCUGUCGCAGAAAAGAGUGCAUAAAUUUGCAUACCCAGGUAAAUCAGCGGACGAAAUAGAGUUUGAAAUACGCAAUAUAGAUCAAAACCUAGCGCCCUCUCAUGUUAUAUUACACUGUGGAACAAACAAUCUUCCAACAGACGACCCAAAUGUUUGGAUAAAAAAACUUGAAGAUUUGUGCUCGAGAGUGCAAGGCAAAUUUCCCAAUGCACAAAUCGGAGUGUCAACUAUCACAUGUAGAAAAGACCUUCAAUUAGCAAAUAAAAUUGAAGAGGUCAAUAAUAAGAUCAAAGACAUGUGUUCUCGUAACGGCUAUAAUAUUAUACUUCAUAAUAAUAUAAAUGAGACAUGCCUGAACAAUAGUAAGCUGCAUCUAAACGCAAAGGGAACCGCAUUACUUGCAGUAGGAUUUAUUAAGUUCCUACGUGGACGGCAGUUUUCUCCACCACAACAACAUCACAACUAUUCAAACCGCCAGUAUGGAAAUUUUCAAAUGGAAAGGACAGCACGUCAAUUAGAGAAUAUUCUGAGGACGAUUACACGAGAACGGACUCGUUAA
Messenger RNA from Paramuricea clavata, 1822 nucleotides. The record is from the annotation of a GenBank genome assembly. Lineage: Eukaryota; Metazoa; Cnidaria; Anthozoa; Malacalcyonacea; Plexauridae.